This is a messenger RNA of Morus notabilis, 1522 nucleotides long. RefSeq lists its product as uncharacterized. Lineage: Eukaryota; Viridiplantae; Streptophyta; Magnoliopsida; Rosales; Moraceae. The record is from RefSeq and is a predicted model, not a curated record. The transcript has a single exon. The coding region runs from base 73 to 1452 and encodes 459 amino acids.
UUAUCCAUCUGGUUUAGCCAGAGAAACCUCACAGCUGCGGCUGCACCAAAAGAGCUAAGGGAAAAAUCAGUUAUGUCGAAGUUCAAACUCCAAAUUAUCUCCAAGAGCCCUGUUCUACCGGCGGCAAGUGAUCAGCACAAGAAGUUUGGUCGCAGAAUUGAGUUGACUCCAUGGGAUUUGCGUUACUCCUUGCACGACUACAUCCAAAAGGGCAUUCUUUUCCUUAAACCCACCAAUGUCUUUUCUCUAAUUACUACCACCUUGGUAGAUCACUUAAAAGCCACUCUUUCUCAAGCACUGGAAAUAUUCUACCCUCUCGCCGGCCGCCUCGCCGUCAUCGAAAAAGAAGACGGCACCGCUAUCUUUUUUAUAGACUGCAACGGUGCCGGGGCUCACUUUGUCCACGCAGUCAUCGACGGCGUCACGGCGGCUGAUAUUCUGCAGUCACCUAUCGUCCCGGACGACAUCGUCUACUCUUUCUUUCCGAUGAAAGGAGUAGUAAACGGCGAAGCCGCUUUUUCUAAAUUACCGUUGCUAGCUGUGCAAGUGACCGAGGUCGUCGACGGUAUUUUCAUCGCUUGUACUAUGAAUCACUGCGCCGGCGACGGCAAAUCUUUCUGGCAUUUCUUCAAUGUUUGGUCGGAAAUCUCCCGUCAGAGCUUCGACGGAUCGGUUUCGCGAUGUUCCAGACCCGUUUUUGGCCGUGAGCGGUUUGACGGCUUUGUUAAUCUCCCAAUUAGCUUUCCUUUCUCUCGCGAUUCAAUCUCAAAGGUCAAAAGAGAGGUUUCGCCACCAAAUUUACAGCAAAGAAUGUUCCGCUUUUCCAAGGCGAAAAUCGCCGAGCUGAAGGCGAAAGCCAGCGCGGAGAUGGAAAUAAUUACCGAAUCCAACGAGAUCGCAAUCUCAUCUCUUCAAGCACUACUUGCUCAUCUCUGCAUAUCCGUAACCCGCAACCGACGUAUAGAUCCCGAUGAAGAAGUUGGUUACAAGGUAGCAGUAGGCAUGAGGACGAGAAUUCAGCCGCCAUUACCGGAGGGGUAUUUUGGUAGUGCUGCACUAGUCGUGAUGCCGAAGUGCACGGCAAGGGAGCUGCUGGAAAACGGUUUGGGUUGGUCGGCUUGGAAGAUCAAUAGGGCGAUCGCUUCGCAGACGGCAACGGAGGUGAGAAAGUUAUUGGAGGAUUGGGCCCAGAGGCCCACGCUGCCGUAUAUAGGGAAGAUUCUGGCUAACACGCUGCUCACCGGUAGCUCGCCGCGGUUCGAUGUUUACGGCAACGAUUUUGGUUGGGGAAGGCCAAUCGCGGUGCGGAGUGGUCCUGCGGCAAAGUUUGAUGGUAAGUUGACAGUGUUUCCGGGGGCUGAAGAAGGAAGUAUUGAGUUUGAAGUUUGCCUUUUGGUUGAGACACUCGAGUCUUUGGCUUGUGAUGCAGAAUUUAUGGCGAGUGUAAGCUAAAUGAUGAUGAACUAGUUUCAUUUCAGAAUAAGUAUAACAGUUUUGGCCAUUGGUCCUGCGGCAAAAAUGC